Messenger RNA from Larimichthys crocea (large yellow croaker), 2844 nucleotides. Its product is annotated as kelch-like protein 33. Lineage: Eukaryota; Metazoa; Chordata; Actinopteri; Sciaenidae. The transcript has 7 exons. The record is from RefSeq and is a predicted model, not a curated record. Gene Ontology annotation, molecular function: protein binding. The coding region runs from base 112 to 2436 and encodes 774 amino acids.
UCCUCCUGCACCCCACAUGCUCACAAUGCCAUUGUGCCCUGGUCAAAGUGACUUGUUACACCCACACUGGUAGAGGAAUCACUAAGUAGGUGGGUGACACAGAAACCAGUUAUGGAGAGAAAUAAAAAAGAAGGAAGAAUGAGAAGAGUUGGAGAAAGAAGAGGAAGCGAAACAGAUACGGCUGAUGUUGGGCGAAAAGGAACUCGCCCUCGAAGCCAAAAACGCUGCACAGUUACAGAAUUAAAGCAAAUGCCAGACUCCAAAGCCCGUCACCCUCUUCAACAUCCUCCGUCAUCUCUACCCAAGGACCCAGGUCUCUUGUCUUACAGUCUUCCCUCACACUCAGACACCGUCUUCACUCGCCUUCUCAGACUUCACGAGGAAGAGCUACUCCUGGAUUGCAUUUUCCACCUCCAAGGCGAGUCCUUCCAAGCUCACAGACUUGUGCUGGCAGCAGCCAGUCAAACCCCUGAUGCAUAUUUUGCCUCAGAACAAAACACUGGACUUAGAGUGGAGAAUGCAGGCCAUUGUUUGACCCCGGUUGGGUUAAGGGUUGCUCUGGACUUUGCGUACCGUGGAGACGUAGCAGUGGACUUGAGUAAAGAGGCGGUAAUGGAGGCGGUGCUGAACGCCUGCAAGUGUCUUGAGAUGGAAAGGCUGAGGCAAAGAUGCACGUCAAAGGUCGCAAACUCUGCAGCCACAGAGAGAGAGAAGAGCUUGGCGGUCAUCAAAGACAUGUGGGAGAGAGGUAUUGGUUGUGACGUCAUAAUACAAGCAGAGAGUGGAGAAAGAUACUCAGCACACCGACUUAUGUUAGCAGCAGGUGGGGAAUAUUUCCGAGCACUUCUCUGCGGAGGGUUGCGUGAGUCCACUGAGGAUGUGGUGUGCCUGCGGGGAGUGGCAUCCCAUGUCAUUGAAUCCAUACUGAGCUUCAUCUACACGGGUCAGCUCAGGCUGGGCUGGAGCCAGAUCUGGGAGCUCACAGAUGCACUGCUUCAGUACCAGCUGCAGGAGGCGCUCUCACUGUGCAUGGACUUUCUGUGGGACAGGAUGGAUGAAAGCACCUGUCUAGACGUGCUGGUCCUGGCUGAGACCUAUGGGCUGGUCCAACUGGGACAGGCUGCAGAGGAGUACAUCCUAACCCACUUCCAAUGCAUCUCUGCAGGGGAGAAGUUCAAGGAUGUCCCCUGUUCCCUCCUGGGCAAAUUACUUGAGAAGGACUCGUUGUGUGUAGAGAGUGAGAUAGUCGUGUUUAGGGCAGUGGUGAGCUGGGUGGUGGACAGCCCUAAAGAGAGACUACCAGCUCUGCCAGGUCUGCUCCGCCUUGUUCGUUUCCCUCUCUUCACCUACUCCGAGCUCCAGGAGGCCCUCGGCUGCAGCCUCCUCUGCAGGAGCUCUGGGGCCAGAGGAUUGCUGGAGGUACUCCAGUCUCUUCUAAAGGGGGAUUACAGAGGGCCUGAAUGCCGACCUCGCACCCCAAACCAGGUCCUGGUUCUGGUCUGUGGCGACACUGUCGAUGAUGAAUUCAUGAAAAGGGUUCCCAGCCAAUCCUUGUGGUACGCUCAGCAGUUCCACCGCGGACACGGCCUGAUUAGAAGCAUUGAGUGGAGGCCAUUCGCCAAGCUCCCUGAACCUGCCCGGUUCAGACACUGCGUCUGCGUCCUCAACAACAAACUGUAUGUCCUGGGAGGACGCAAGUACUAUGGAGCGCUGGAUAUCCUCAAAUCCGCCCUGAGGUUUGACCUGUCUCGGUGUACGUGGGAAAGACUACCUGACAUGCUGAGUCAGAGGGACUACUUUUCUGCCGUGUGUCUGGAUGGUAAGGUCUUCGCUCUGGGUGGUAACUGCGAUGACAGUCGAUACCUGGAUGUUGUGGAGUACUACACUCCUGAGGAGAACACCUGGAGGCAGGCCCACCCUCUGGACACUGCUGUCUGCUGCCACGCUGCAGCUGUACUGGAUGGGCAGAUCUACAUCUCUGGAGGCUGUGACCACCAUCAGCGCUGCCUUCCCUCCAUGUGGCACUACCAUCCUUCCCGUGGCUGUUCCACUAGAGCGCCCAUGACUGUUGGAGCUGGGCGUGCGGGCCAUAUCAUGUUAGCCUUGGGGAAGGGGUUAGUGGUAGUCGGCGGGCUACAGCCUCUCUGGAUGGGCUUUGGAGACCAACUCCUUUGUGAGCUGUACGACCCCACACAUGAUUCCUGGUCCUCCAUCCCCGCUUUGCCUCGACCUCAUCUGUCACCAGGGGCAACUGUGCUUAAUGGACAGUUAUACGUGGUGGGAGGGUCUUCAGCGAGCACAGCAAGGGACACCAAGUGGGUGCAUCGAUAUGACCCCGUGGACAGGUGCUGGGAAAACCUGGGGGCUAUGCCACACCCUUACACAGAUCUAGCAGCUUGCUCCUUGCCACUUUCUGACGUGGUUAAUGUGAACUGAAUCUUUCAUUUAAGCACCAGGCCUAUAUGAUUCAUUUUUUAUGUUGAGGUAUGCAUUAUGUAAUAUGGCCUCACCACCCUGUAAACCACCAACGCUGAUUCAUGGAAAUGAUCAAACAAAAAGAUGAACAAACCUCUGGCCUCUUAUUCAAUCUGUAGCAACACUUCAAACAGUCACGGCUGCCCUUCAAAUGUUUCGUGGUACAAAACAUCCUGUUAUGUUCCACUGAAGUCCCCGAGCUGUGCCCCAACUUUGCCACGCUUGGCGAUAUGUCUCUUACCACAUGUUAAAUAUUACGUAGAUGAGUUUUCACGACAUCGUAAGUGGUUUGUCAAAUAACCAGAAACAGUUAACGUAAAACUAACAGUGCUUUCUUAGCAUAUUGUAAAAUACAGCAUCAUCUGCAUA